Molecule: messenger RNA, 2941 nt
Organism: Corythoichthys intestinalis (scribbled pipefish)
Lineage: Eukaryota; Metazoa; Chordata; Actinopteri; Syngnathiformes; Syngnathidae
Product: oocyte zinc finger protein XlCOF6-like
Exons: 5
Coding region: 204-2285 (693 amino acids)
Biological process (GO): regulation of transcription by RNA polymerase II
Cellular component (GO): nucleus
Molecular function (GO): DNA-binding transcription factor activity, RNA polymerase II-specific; RNA polymerase II cis-regulatory region sequence-specific DNA binding
Source: RefSeq, a predicted model, not a curated record
CUGAAGUUUCAGCACCUGAACGUUUCUACUUCCGGUUCACUUGACGCAACAUCUGUGUCGGGGACUUGCAGUUUUUUCAUGUACGCUUCUCCAAACCAAACGAGCUCCUUCAAAGAUCUCUCAUCGGGGGGUCAGGUCACCUGCUUUACAGAGGAGAGUGGAGGAAAUCCAGGUCAUGACGAACAACUGAAAAACGAAAGAAAAUGAGGAGUCCCGCAGACGUCACUGUAGAAGAUCUUCACCCUGAGCAGCACAAUCCCCUCCACAUUAAACAGGAGGAGGAGUCCGACAUGCAGUGUAUCAAACAGGAGGCGGAGCCAGAGACCACUUACGUUAAAGAAGAACAGGAAGAUGAAAUCCCCACGUUUCCAAUUUGUGACAUUGUGAAGAUCGAACAAGAUGAAAGUCCAAGCGAAGAGAGCAGAUCAGCGAAACCUUCGAGCGACGGCUCAUUUCAGCACCUGACAACAAAAGCAGAGGGACGAUCGCAGCCGGACGGCCUCUUAGCUCCGCUUUCGGGCAGCGACGACAUAACGUCACAUUCUUCUGACUUUAAUACUGAUGAGGAGGAUGAUGACUCUGAUCAAAAUGCUUCAAACAAGUCACCAUUGAAAAGAAACAGUCAAGAAAGCGCGGGAGGGUCACCUGCUUUACAGACGAGAGUGGAAGAUGAGGAGAGGAAAUCCAGGUCACGACAAACAACUGACAAACUAAAGAAAAUGAGAAAUUCCGCAGACGUCGCUGUAGAAGAUCUUCACUCUGAGAAGCACGAUCCCCUCCACACUAAACAGGAGGAGGAGUCCGAGAUGCCUUGUAUCAAACGGGAGGCAGAGCCAGAGGACCCCGACAUCAAAGAAGAAAAACAGGAAGAUGAAAUCCCCAAGUUGCCAAUGUGUGUCAGUGUGAAAAUCGAAGAAGACGAAGGUCCGAGCGAAGAGAGCGGAGCAGCGAAACCUUUGAACGACAGCUCAUUUCAGCACCUGACAACAAAAGGAGACGGACAAUCACAAACAGACGGCCUCUUAGCUCCACUUUCGGACAGCGACGACGUAACGUCACACUCAUCUGACUUUAACACUGAUGAGGAGGAAGAUGACUUUGACCAAAAUGCUUCAAAAUCCUUAAACAAGUCAUCAUUGAAAAAAGACACUCAAGAAAGCGUGGUGAGGAAAGCUUAUCCCUGCUCACAUUGUGAUAAAACAUUUUCUUGGAAACAUCUUUUAAAAACACACAUCCGUACACACACUGGGGAGAAGCCUUUUGGCUGCACAAUUUGUGGUAAAAAAUUCUCUCAGAAAGGAAGUUUAGUCUUGCACGAAAGACUACACACUGGAGAGAAGCCUUUUGCCUGCUCACUUUGCGGGAAAAGAUUUUCUCAGAAGACUUAUUUAAGAAAGCAUCAGCGUACACACAGUGUAGAGAAGCCUUUCGUCUGUACACAUUGCGAUAAAAGAUUUUCUCGGAAUUCUAGUUUGAGUAGACAUAAACGUACACACACUGGAGAAAAGCCUUUCGCCUGCACACUUUGCAAUCAAAGAUUCACCGAGAAGGGGAGUUUAAACAAACACGCAAGCAGACACGCUGAGGAGAAACCUUUCGCCUGCACACUUUGCAAUAAAAGAUUUUAUCAGAAGACUAAUUUAAGAUUGCAUCAGCGUACACACAGUGGAGAGAAGCCUUAUGCCUGCUCACUUUGUGGCAAAAGAUUCACCCAGAAGGGACAUUUAAAAAAACAUACACUCACACACACAGGGGAGAAGCCUUUUGCCUGCACACUUUGUGAUAAAAGAUUUUUUCAGAAGACCGAUUUAAAAAAUCAUCAGCAUACACACACUGGAGAGAAGCCUUUCACCUGCACACUUUGCGAUAAAAGGUUUUAUUGUAAGGCCUAUUUAGAACUGCAUCAGCGUACACACAGUGGGAAAAAGCUUUUUGUCUGCACAACUUGUGGUAAAAGAUUCGCCAACAAGGGAGGUUUAAACCAACACACAAGGACACACACUGGAGAGAAGCCUUUCGCCUGUACUCUUUGCGACAAAAGAUUUUCAAAGAAGAGUCAUUUAGAACAACAUACACAUACACACACUGGAGAAAAGCCUUUUGCCUGCUCAUUUUGUGGUAAAAGAUUCACUCAGAAAGGAAAUUUAGUCUUGCACGAAAGAAUACACACUGGAGAGAAGCCUUUUGCCUGCUCACUUUGCGGGCAAAGAUUUUCUCAGAAGGUAAGUUUAGUAUUGCACACAAGAAAACACACUGUGGAAAAACCUUUGAAUUGCAGUGUGUGACCAAAUAUUCCAAUUCCUGCCACGCAUUUACAGUGGAAAAAGUAUUUCAAUUUCCUUAUGCAGUUUCCCUUAAGCCGCUUUAAAAAAACUUGUUCAAAUGAUUUUGCAGGUCAUGUUCUUUUUUACACCUAUCCAAUAUUCUGAUUUUCUAUAUUAAAUGAACUGAGUUACAUGUCUUGCUGUUGGGAUUCUUACACAACUUACAUACUGCUUACUAAAGCCCCUUUUAGACUUAUAUCCUGGAAAAAUACCCGUGUAAGGUGACACAGGAUUUAGCCGUUUCAUGGCUUUCACACAUGAGGAAAUGUCCCGGGAAUAAACCGUGUUGUAUGUGUGAAAGUGGGUUCCCAGGUUGGUGUCUCGGCACUCUGUGCAGGGAGGGCGGCUGGCGCGAUGUUAUAACCCUGACAUUGUCAUUUUAGGUAGCGUGCUGGGCACCGUUCGACACUUUGAACUCUCGAAUGUCGUGCAUUUGCAAGGCUUGUUUGUCCGCCGCCCUUCUUUUGAAAUCCUGUAGGUUGUGCUGUCAUUUGGGUUUAUUUAUUUUGUUGUCCAAUCUUCCUACCGCUUAGGGUAGGAAUGUUGUCACGGACACAUUGUGUUAUUCCCCCUUUUCCGCGAUCGUGUGUAUUUUUGUUUGUAUUUAAUAAACCCUU